AUGGCGAGAGGAGACGACGCACUCGCUGGUCGAGAAGAAGCCGUUUCAGGUCAUCUGUUCCCGCCGGUCGACCAUGACAGAUAUAUUUUUUUCAAGGGCUACUACCUUUCCAUCUACAACCAGCAGACGGAUGACUACAAAGCACAUAUUAACAACGAGACACCGACGACUGAAUUCUGCGAGUAUCUGGUGCCCGGAGGCUACACAACCUUCAUCAGAGGUGGAACCGUUUAUUUCAAAUGCUGA
Messenger RNA from Penicillium canescens, 246 nucleotides. RefSeq lists its product as uncharacterized. NCBI's taxonomy places the organism in Eukaryota, Fungi, Ascomycota, Eurotiomycetes, Eurotiales, Aspergillaceae. The coding region runs from base 1 to 246 and encodes 81 amino acids. The transcript has 2 exons. The record is from RefSeq and is a predicted model, not a curated record.